Clonostachys rhizophaga is the source of this 612-nucleotide messenger RNA. Lineage: Eukaryota; Fungi; Ascomycota; Sordariomycetes; Hypocreales; Bionectriaceae. The record is from the annotation of a GenBank genome assembly.
AUGUCGAGUAAUCGUAACUACGAUUUCUUGAUCAAGCUGCUUCUCAUUGGCGACUCCGGCGUUGGCAAGUCAUGCUGCCUGCUACGCUUCAGCGAGGACUCGUUCACCCCUUCUUUCAUCACCACGAUCGGAAUCGAUUUUAAGAUUAGGACGAUUGAGCUCGAUGGCAAACGCGUCAAGCUGCAGAUUUGGGACACGGCUGGCCAGGAACGGUUUCGCACCAUCACCACUGCCUACUACCGCGGCGCUAUGGGCAUUCUGUUAGUAUACGAUGUCACCGAUGAACGAUCUUUCAACAACAUCCGCACCUGGUUCCAGAACGUAGAACAGCACGCCACCGAAGGUGUCAACAAGAUCUUGAUCGGCAACAAGUGCGACUGGGAGGAGAAGCGAGUCAUCAGCACAGAAAAGGGCCAGGCUCUCGCCGACGAACUUGGCAUCCCAUUUCUCGAAGUCUCGGCCAAGAGCAACAUCAACAUUGAUAAGGCAUUCUACAGCCUCGCUGCCGAUAUCAAGAAGCGCCUCGUAGACAACACCAAGAAUGAGCAAGGUGGCGGCCCCGGUGUCAACGUGGGCGACAAAUCGAACGCAGGCGGCAGCAAGUGCUGCUAG